AUGGAAGCUUUAGACAAACUGAAGCAGAAACGUACGAAUGAACGCAGUAGCAUUACGAAAUUAAUUACAAAAAUAGAAUCUUUGUUAUCAGAAAAUAUCGAAACCACAAACAUUGAGGAAUUGCAGGAGAUGAAUGAAACUAUUCUCGAAAGAGAAAACACGUUAAAAAUGUUGAAUUCACAAAUCGAAACUCAGUUAAAAGAUGCUAAAGAAUUUGAAAAAGACAUUUCUGAAUCAAUUAUUCAGGUUAUAGAGACUCAUGAAAUAUCGAAUGCUGAGCUAGACUAUCCUCCGGAAAAUAUUCGGGAGUUGUUAAAAGAUAGGGGAAUAAUUUUAGUGGAUGUUGAUCACGAAUCUUUAGAUAACAACAACGUAUCUUUACUCAUUGGAGCUGAUAAUUAUUGGAAAUUAGUAAAAGACAAAAUUGAACGUUUGAAUUCAACAUUAGUUACAAUGGAAACCCAAAUGGGUUGGAUUUUAAUGGGAAAAUUAUCUGAUCAUAUCGACGAUAAGGAAAAUGUGACUAAUGCCGUCGCAAUGACUUCUUUAUUAAUUCACACAUCGAAGAUUGAAAAUUUGUGGAAAUUAGAUUUAUUGGGUAUUCGAGACCCUGUUGAAACAAAAUGUAGAAAGGAAAUGGAAAUUGCCGCAUUGAAUCAUUUUAACGGAACUGUUACCUUUAAAGAGGGAAGAUAUGAAAUUCAGUUGCCUUGGGUAACAGAAAAGGACUGUUUACGUCAAAAUUUCGAUAUUGCUAGACAGCGUUUAAACAGUGCGACACACCGGUUGAUACAAAAGAGCAAAUUCGAGGAUUACGAAAAUGUUUUAACAGAUUGGUUAAAUGAAGGAAUUAUAGAAGUCCUUGAACACGAAAUGAAUAAUCAGUGUCACUAUUUACCACAUAAAGGAAUAUUCAAAGAAACUUCGACCAUGAAAUUGCGACCGGUUUUUGAUGCUUCCUGUAAAGACAAAAAUUCGCGCUCACUUAAUGAUUGCCUAGAAAAGGGUCCAAAUUUGCUGAAAAAAAUUAUUCCUAUAAUUUUAAGAUUUCGCAAGAAUAGAAUAGGAGUUGUUUCAGACAUAAGAAAGGCAUUUUUGCAAAUGUCGGUGAAUAAGAGCGAUCGAGAUUUCUUACGAUUUUUAUGGUGGAAAGACUUUGACAAGGACGAAUUUCGAGUUUUUAGAUAUAAACGCGUUGUUUUUGGAUUGAAUUGCAGUCUCUUUUUAUUGGCUGCUGUAUUAAGCCAUCACAUUGAUCUAAAUUCAUCUAAAUAUUCUGAAACAGCAGAAAAUUUAAAAAAAUCAUUCUACGUAGAUAAUUGCACUACAUCUGUUCCUGAUGAAGAUACACUUACGCGAUUCAUCGAGGAAUCGAAACAGAUAUUAGAUUCUGCGUCAUUCGAUUUGAGAGGGUGGGAGCACACUUCUCUUUUGAAAUCUGAAGACAGUAUAGAACCUACUCCUGUAUUGGGAAUUUUGUGGGAUAAGAAAGAUGAUAGCCGUCUCUGUGAGGUGAAGACUGCUACUGACAAACCAGUAAAUCUUACUAGAAGAAAUAUAUUGUCUGCGGUACAUCGCAUUUUCGACUCCAUGGGUUUUCUCUGCCCUAUAACGCCAACACCUAAACUACUCAUACAAAAGACAUGGUUGUUAAAAAUUGGUUGGGAUACAAAUAUACCCGAAGACUUAGGAAAAGAGUUCUAUUCGUGGAUUGAUGAUUUGUCAUUUUUUAUCCAGUAUUAG
Molecule: messenger RNA, 1743 nt
Organism: Stegodyphus dumicola
Lineage: Eukaryota; Metazoa; Arthropoda; Arachnida; Araneae; Eresidae
Source: RefSeq, a predicted model, not a curated record